Bathycoccus prasinos is the source of this 1284-nucleotide messenger RNA. RefSeq lists its product with no specific name. The record is from RefSeq and is a predicted model, not a curated record. Gene Ontology annotation, molecular function: ethanolamine-phosphate cytidylyltransferase activity. Gene Ontology annotation, cellular component: cytoplasm. NCBI's taxonomy places the organism in Eukaryota, Viridiplantae, Chlorophyta, Mamiellophyceae, Mamiellales, Bathycoccaceae. The coding region runs from base 1 to 1284 and encodes 427 amino acids. The transcript has a single exon. Gene Ontology annotation, biological process: phosphatidylethanolamine biosynthetic process.
AUGAUCCCAUUUGUAUCGUCCUCGUUUUUGCUCGUCGGUGCGGUCGCGCUUCUCCGCGCUAAGAAGACAUUAAAGAAGACGAGAAAAGUCUUCAGAGUGUACAUGGAUGGCUGUUUCGACUUGAUGCAUUUCGGCCACGCGAACGCGCUGCGACAGGCGAGAGCGAUUGCCUCUUUCGCAUCAACAGGAGGAAAAGAAGGAGGAUAUGUGGAGGGAGCAGAAGAAGUCGAAUUAAUCGUCGGUCUGGUCUCGGACGAGGAGAUUUUGCGGUGCAAAGGCCCACCGGUGUUACCGGAGCAGGAAAGGGUGAAGUGCGUGCGAGCGGUGAAGUGGGUGGACGAUAUAAUCGCGAACGUGCCGUACGAGUUGACCAGGGAGUUUGUGGAGGAGUUAUUUUCGGAGAAGUAUGGGAUCGAUUGCAUCGUGCACGGGGACGACCCGUGUUAUUUGCCGGACGGGACGGACGCGUACGCGAUACCGAAAGCGUUGGGGAAAUAUCGCGAGAUCAAGAGGACGGAAGGGGUGUCGACGACGGAUUUGGUGGCCAGGUUGUUGGAGUACGCGGAUGCGAGCGAGAACACGACGAGUAAAAGCGCGGGUGAUGAGAGCAGUGGAGGUAAAAGGAGCGAGAAAAACGAGAGACACGAGGCGAGAUUUUGUACGACGGCGUCGAGGAUAGCGCAGUUCGCGGCGAAAGUUUCGUACAGUAAAACGUCCAAGAUGCACGAGGAGACCGAGAAAAGGAAGACAGAUAAGAAGCAAAGGAAGAACGAGAAAAACGAAGAAACGACGUGUUGUUACGUCGUCGGUGCGUUCGACGUGUUCAACGCCGGUCACGUGGAACUCCUGGAAGAGUGCUCGUUCGUAGCGGAUAAAGUCGUCUGCGCGGUUAUCGCGGACGAGUAUUUAACGCGCGACAAAACGAACCAACCGCCGCCGAUGCUCAACCAAUCCGAACGCGCCAUGUCUGCCAUCGCGUGCAGACACUGCGACGAUGUCGUCGUUGGCGCGCCGGCACGACUUACCGAUGACAUUUGUAAAACAUUCAACGUGACCGCGGUCGUCUUUGAAGACGACGACGCCGUCACCGAGCGCGAUCGAAACGUCUGCGAAAAGAACGGCGUCCAAAUCCUCUCGGUGAAAGAAAGAGUCUUCUCGAGGAAGAAACUCACCAUCGCGAAAAGAGUGCAAGCAAACAGAGCGCUGUUCGAAGAGAGACAAAAACGGAAAAUGGCGAGCGAGAAGGCGUACUACGAGCAAAAAGCCUUCGUCGCGGAAGAUUAA